AAUAGUAUUCUGAGGUAAACUCAUGAGAAAGUGUGUUUCAGUUCUAAAGUCACAUUCAGAUUCAAUUUAAAAAUGGGUGUAGAGGUCUGCCGUUGGAUCUGACACAGACUAAAUGCAUUCAGUCAUUCAGUUGUGACUAUUGUCAUUUGUGAAUGACUAAAGAGAAAUCAACUUUACUUUAUGAGGUCAGUAAACAUUAAGUUGUACAUCUAUAAAGGCAAUUCCUUUAAGCCACAUGUUGUGCUAUAACUGAACAUGAAAGUGAAAGUGAGUAGCUGUUAUCAUAUAAAAGAGACUUUCCUUUUGAGUUGAGAGGCACUUGGGUGAGACAUACAGUAACUGAAGCCAUAGGAAACGACCAAUAGAAUUCACCCCCACCUUGCUCCCUACAUUCUUCAAUGGUUCUGCUUCAGGAAUGGAGGAACGCUCCUUGGGGCAGGUGGUUUGUCCCAAUCUGUCCCAAUUGGCUCCUUGCAGUAUUUAUGAGUCCUCAGCGCUCGGCCACACCCUUUGCUGAACCAGGAAGUAACCUCCCCCAACAGCCACGCCAUGGGAAACUCGACCCCCCCAACUCCCCCCCACCUUCUCCAAAAGUUCUGCCUCAAGAAUGGAGGAAGGGUCCUUGGGGAAAAAAAGCAGGAGACUUGCAGAUUGUGAAGGAAUACCAGCCUUUUAAAGAUAAUGUCCAGCUCAGAUUUAUGGUUUAUGGAUCUGUUGGUGCUGGCAAGUCCAGCUUCAUCAACUCUGUGGAAAGUGCUUUACGAGGCGAAAUAACUGAUCGAGCUAAAACAGAUGCGAUCGGUGGCAAGAGCUACACCACAAAAGUAAGAAUCCCUUUUUAGUGUUAUCAUGAAUGUCUUACAUUGUAACACUUGAAAUGUAACAACUCUUUUAUCUAUUAUAUUAUUUUACUUUACUUUUAAGCAGGAGACAAACUGCUAUGGUGGCCCUGAAAGUCAAAACAUAAAAACCUUUCACAAGACACAACAACAAUUAAAAAACAUGAAGUAUUUCUUUCUCUGGCUCAGUGGUUAGAGCUGGUGCCCCAUGCUCUGAGGCUUGUGGUCUGUUAACACGUGUCAUCACUCUAUCCCCCCCUAUCAUAACUUUCAUUCUCAAAUAAAAUCCUGUCUGGCCCAACAGAAAUAUUUUUUAAAAGUUGUUUCACAUUGUUUUGUUU
Molecule: messenger RNA, 1180 nt
Organism: Trematomus bernacchii (emerald rockcod)
Lineage: Eukaryota; Metazoa; Chordata; Actinopteri; Perciformes; Nototheniidae
Product: interferon-induced protein 44-like
Exons: 7
Coding region: 399-842 (147 amino acids)
Source: RefSeq, a predicted model, not a curated record